AAUGAAUACUAAAAUGGCGGCCCUGUCCUCCUGCCCGCGGGGAGCUGUCUUCUAUCAUGUUUCCCUGUCUCGCUUUAUCUUGCGCGGAGCAGAAGAAAGCGAAGAUUAGCGUCGCCGAUCCAUGGACGGAGGAACCCUAGCUGGAACUUCUUCUUCUACCUCUUUUUCUUAUACUCGGAGCAUGGAUCCUCCUCCGCAAAGUGCUUGGACCGAUGCUCAUGACCGAUUGUUUAUUAGGUGGAAAUCCUUGCGCGAAUCUUCCCAGUGGCCACCGAUAUCAAUUUCAAUUUCGAAAGUUAACCAGUUUGAUGCUGCAAGGUUGGAUGUGGAAAUGUCUGCUAUGUUGAAGGAGCAGCUAGUUAGAGUAUUUUCUUUAUUGAAGCCAGGGUUCUUAUUUCAAUAUGAGGCGGAGCUCGAUGCUUUCCUUGAGUUUCUUAUCUGGAGAUUCUCAAUUUGGGUAGACAAACCAACUCCGGGAAAUGCUCUUAUGAAUUUGAGGUAUAGAGACGAGCGCAGGGCUACCACUGUGGGACAGGAAGUGAGAACAGGACUGGAAGGACCUGGGCUUUCUGUCUCACAAAAAUUAUGGUACUGCCUUACUAGUGUUGGUGGGCAGUAUAUAUGGGCUCGUUUACAGUCAUUCUCUGCUUUUAGACGAUGGGGUGACUCUGAGCAGAGGCCAUUGGCACGACGGAUAUGGGCUUUAAUACAACGUAUCGAAGGCAUUUACAAAGCUGCAGCUUUAAGUAAUUUAUUACUAUUCAUGUACUCUGGAAGGUAUAGAACGCUUAUUGAAAGAACUUUGAAAGCGAGACUUGUGUAUGGAAGCCCUAAUAUGAAUCGGGCUGUUAGCUUUGAGUAUAUGAAUAGACAAUUGGUUUGGAACGAGUUCUCGGAGAUGCUGCUUUUGCUGCUUCCCCUUUUAAACUCAUCUUCAAUUAAAAAAUUUCUUCUCCCUUUCUCCAAAGAUAAAUCAUCUGGAUCUUCCAGCAAUGAAUCAGAAUGCCCAAUAUGCCAUUCAAAUCCCACCAUUCCAUUUGUGGCUCUUCCUUGCCAACACAGGUAUUGCUACUAUUGCCUUCGGACUCGAUGCUCGUCCGUUAGCUCGUAUCGGUGUGCACGAUGCAACGGGCCAGUAGUUGCAAUCCAGAGACACGGAUCAGCUGAAACCAAAGCACCCAGGGAAUAAGUUUAAUUUUUAUUCUUUUCUCCCAAUUGAAGAAUGUUGUUGUUAUAUAACAGCAAUCUAUGAAAUAUUUUUCUUGUUUUUGUAUUUUCAUUCUUCUUAGAAAUCACACCGUAGUUAUCCCCUUUUUUCCCCUCAUUAUAUUGAUAUAGUUAGCUUUGUCCAGGCAAAAAUAUUUUAUUGCAUCUGAACUUUAUUCGUAUCUUCAGAGUUAUAUACACAAAAAAUUGUCAUUGUGGUG
Molecule: messenger RNA, 1427 nt
Organism: Phalaenopsis equestris
Lineage: Eukaryota; Viridiplantae; Streptophyta; Magnoliopsida; Asparagales; Orchidaceae
Product: peroxisome biogenesis protein 2
Exons: 8
Coding region: 122-1189 (355 amino acids)
Biological process (GO): protein import into peroxisome matrix
Cellular component (GO): peroxisomal membrane
Molecular function (GO): zinc ion binding
Source: RefSeq, a predicted model, not a curated record